Messenger RNA from Eptesicus fuscus (big brown bat), 4613 nucleotides. RefSeq names its product phospholipase C eta 2 (gene PLCH2). The transcript has 23 exons. The record is from RefSeq and is a predicted model, not a curated record. Lineage: Eukaryota; Metazoa; Chordata; Mammalia; Chiroptera; Vespertilionidae. Gene Ontology annotation, molecular function: phosphatidylinositol-4,5-bisphosphate phospholipase C activity; calcium ion binding. Gene Ontology annotation, biological process: lipid metabolic process; phosphatidylinositol-mediated signaling. Bases 190 to 4359 code for a protein of 1389 amino acids.
CCGCGAUGGGCGGGCGGCCGGGGGAGCCGGGCGGAGAGACCCCUGCGAGGGUGACAUGAGCUGCAGACUCCAUCCCAGCGGCGGGCCCGGGGGCAGAGGGACCUCCUGCUGACAGCGCACCCCAGCUGGUGACCCAGGUCACCCCCCCUCUCAGCGGCUGGCCCACUGCAGAGCCCUGGACCCCCCUCCAUGGCUCCCCCACCCGGGGACCCAGGGCCCCCCCUGGGGAGCCGGGGGCCUUUCCUGAGCGCCAAUGUCCUGCCUGUGGUGGAGCGCUGCAUGAGCGCCAUGCAGGCCGGGACCCAGAUGGUGAAGCUCCGCGGAGGCGCCAAGGGCCUCGUGCGCUUCUACUUCCUGGACGAGCAUCGCUCCUGCAUCCGCUGGCGGCCCUCGCGCAAGAAUGAGAAGGCCAAGAUCUCCAUCGACUCCAUCCAGGAGGUGAGCGAGGGCCGGCAGUCGGAGAUCUUCCAGCGCUACCCCGACGGCAGCUUCGACCCCAACUGCUGCUUCAGCAUCUACCACGGCAGCCACCGCCAGUCGCUGGACCUGGUCUCGCCCAGCGGCGACGAGGCGCGCACCUGGGUCACCGGCCUGCGCUACCUCCUGGCCGGCAUCAGCGACGAGGACAGCCUGGCGCGCCGCCAGCGCACCAGGGACCAGUGGCUGAAGCAGACGUUCGACGAGGCCGACAAGAACGGGGACGGCAGCCUGAGCAUCGGCGAGGUCCUGCAGCUGCUGCACAAGCUGAACGUGAACCUGCCCCGGCAGCGGGUGAAGCAGAUGUUCAAGGAGGCGGACACGGACGACCAGCAGGGCACGCUGGGCUUCGAGGAGUUCUGCGCCUUCUACAAGAUGAUGUCCACCCGCCGGGACCUCUACCUGCUCCUGCUGGCCUACAGCGGCCACAAGGACCACCUGGCCGCCGCCGACCUGCAGCGCUUCCUGGAGGCGGAGCAGAAGAUGACGGGGGUGACGCUCGAAAGCUGCCAGGACAUCAUCGAGCAGUUCGAGCCCUGCCCCGAAAACAAGAGCAAGGGCGUGCUGGGCAUCGACGGAUUCACCAACUACACGCGCAGCCCGGCGGGCGACAUCUUCAACCCCGAGCACCACCGCGUGCACCAGGACAUGACGCGGCCGCUGAGCCACUACUUCAUCACCUCCUCCCACAACACCUACCUCGUGGGCGACCAGCUCAUGUCCCAGUCGCGGGCCGACAUGUACGCCUGGGUGCUGCAGGCCGGCUGCCGCUGCGUGGAGGUGGACUGCUGGGACGGGCCGGACGGGGAGCCCAUCGUGCACCACGGCUACACCCUGACCUCCAAGAUCCUCUUCAAAGACGUCAUCGAGACCAUCAACAAGUACGCCUUCGUCAAGAACGAGUACCCGGUGAUCCUGUCCAUCGAGAACCACUGCAGCGUGGUCCAGCAGAAGAAGAUGGCCCAGUACCUGACCGACAUCCUCGGGGACAAGCUGGACUUGUCGUCCGUGAGCAGCGAGGACGCCUCCAGCCUGCCCUCCCCACAGAUGCUCAAGGGCAAGAUCCUGGUGAAGGGCAAGAAGCUGCCCCCCAACAUCAGCGAGGACGCGGAGGAGGGCGAGGUGUCGGACGAGGACAGCGCGGACGAGAUGGACGAGGACUGCAAGCUCCUCAAUGGGGAUGCCUCCGUUAACCGGAAGCGGGUGGAGCACAUCGCCAAGAGGAAGCUGGACUCCCUGAUCAAGGAGGCGAAGAUCCGCGACUGCGAGGACCUGAACGACUUGGCCGUGUCCGCGCUGCCGCUGCCGAGGAGGCCUGGGCACAGGGCCGAGGGCCGCACGGCUGAGGAGGACGUGGAGUCCGGGGAGGACGCUGGAGCCAGCAGACGGAACGGCCGGCUGCUCGUGCACAGCUUCUCCAAGCGCAAGAAAAGGAGCCGCAAGCUGAAGAAGGUGGCCAGCGUGGAGGAGGCGGACGAGGACCUGGACCCACAGGGCAGCCAGAACCGAGGGGCCGCCCGGCAGAGGAAGACCAUGCAGCUGUCGCGGGCCCUGUCGGACCUGGUCAAGUACACGAAGUCCGUGGGCUCGCACGACGUGGACACAGAGGUGGCGUCCAGCUGGCAGGUGUCGUCCUUCAGCGAGACGAGGGCCCAGCAGGUCCUGCAGCAGAAGCCGGCGCAGUACCUGCGCUUCAACCAGCGCCAGCUGUCCCGCAUCUACCCCUCCUCCUACCGCGUGGACUCCAGCAACUACAACCCGCAGCCCUUCUGGAACGCCGGCUGCCAGAUGGUUGCCCUGAACUACCAGUCGGAGGGGCGGAUGCUGCAGCUGAACCGCGCCAAGUUCAGCGCCAACGGCAACUGCGGCUACGUGCUCAAGCCCCAGUGCAUGUGCCAGGGCAUCUUCAACCCCAACUCCGAGGACCCCCUGCCCGGGCAGCUCAAGAAGCAGCUGGUGCUUCGGAUCAUCAGCGGGCAGCAGCUCCCCAAGCCGCGCGACUCGAUGCUGGGGGACCGCGGGGAGAUCAUCGACCCCUUCGUGGAGGUGGAGGUCAUCGGGCUCCCGGUGGACUGCAGCAAGGAGCAGACCCGCGUGGUGGACGACAACGGGUUCAACCCCAUGUGGGAGGAGACCCUGGUGUUCGUGGUGCACAUGCCCGACAUCGCCCUGGUGCGCUUCCUCGUCUGGGACCACGACCCCAUCGGGCGCGACUUCAUCGGCCAGAGGACGCUGGCCUUCAGCAGCAUGAUGCCAGGCUAUCGGCACGUGUACCUGGAGGGCAUGGAGGAGGCCUCCAUCUUUGUCCACGUGGCCAUCAGUGACGUCAGUGGUAAGGUCAAGCAGGCUCUGGGCCUAAAAGGUCUGUUCCUCCGAGGCCCGAAGCCCGGCUCGCUGGACAGUCAUGCUGCUGGGCGGCCCGUGCCCCGGCCCUCCGUCAGCCAGCGGCUCCUGCGGCGCACGGCCAGCGCCCCCGCCAAGAGCCAGAAGCCCGGCCACAAGGCCUUCCCUGAGCUGGUGCUGGGCACGCAGGACGCGGGCUCCGAGGCCCCGGACGUGGCACCCCCCAGCCCCGGCCUGGCCCGCGAGGCCCUGGCCCGGGAGGAGCCCGGAGGCCCCGGCCCCCGAGAUCCCCGCCCCUUCUCCAUGCAGAGGUCGGUCUCCUCGCUGUGCAGCCUGGAGACCAUUGCUGAGGAGCCAGCGCUGGGCCCCGGGCCCCCGCCUCAGCCGGCCACCCUGCCCCGCCCCGCCCAGGGGGGGCCCGGGGGCACCACGGGCCCCGUAGCCACGGCUGAGCGCCCCCCCGGGGAGCCCCUCCGGCUCAGGACCGGGAGCCAGGGGGACACAGAACCGGCCCCGCACAGCCGGCGGCAGGCGUGCCACGGUGGGGGCCCCGGAGGAGCGUGUGAGGGGGCGCCCGGCAGCCAGACGGACAGCAGGGGCCACCCCCGGGCCCUGGGCCAUCUGCCCUUGGUCAGGAGGGCCACGAGUGAGGGGCAGGUGCCCUCGGAGCCCCUGGGCGGACGCCGCUCCCUGGCCGGGCCCUCCCCGGCCCUGUACUCGGACGCCACGGCCGGAGACCGGCUCUGGCAGCGGCUGGAGCCCGGCAGCCACCGCGACAGCGUGUCCUCGUCCUCCAGCCUGUCGUCCGGCGACACCGUCAUCGACCUCUCGCUGCCGGGCCUGGGCCUGGGCCUGGGGCGGGAGAGCCUCCUGGGGGUCCCGGCCGGACGCCGGCCCCUACGGCCCUGCUCGGCCUCGGCCGCCCGCCUGGACUUCCUGUCGGUGACCAAGAGCAAAUCCAACCCCAACCUGCGGGCUGCGGGCCAGUUCCCUGCGGCCCCCGACGAGCUGCGGCCCCGGCCCCUGGCCCCCCGGGCCCCCCGGGGCCGCCUCCCCACGGCCGGCCUCAGGGACGGCCCCGCGUCCACCAAGUCCAAGAGCCUGGGGGACCUGACGGCCGACGACUUCGCCCCCCGCGUCGAGGGCCCGGGCAGAAGCCUGGGCCCCAGCCUGGGCCCGGCCGGGGAGGGGCCGGUGGGGCGGGCGGCGCGGCGGGACCCCCUGACGGAGCAGCUGCUCUGGCUCACGGGCUUCCAGCAGGCGGGGGACAUCACCUCGCCCACCAGCCUGGGCCCGGCCGGGGAGGGGGCGGCGGGCGGCCCUGGCUUCCAGCGCCGCUCCUCCCGCAGCCAGAGCCGCGUGCGCGCCAUCGCCAGCCGGGCGCGCCAGGCCCAGGAGCGGCAGCAGCGGCUGCAGGGCCCGUGGGGACUCCCCGAGGAGGAGCGGGGGGCCCCUGAGGGCGCCUGCUCUGCGGGCCAAGAGGGCUGCGGGGACGUGCCCGCCCCCAAGGGCGCUGCCGGCAUCCUGCUCAGACUGUGACCAGCCCCCGCGCGGGCUCCACCCCUCCCCGCGGCCAGUGCCCAGUGGCCACCAGGCAGCGGCCAGGCAGGGUCCCGUGUUUGCUCAGGACACGGCGCAUGCUGGUCCCGGAGCCGUGUGCCCCCUGGCGCCCGCCCUCUCCGGGGGGGGGGGGGGGGAGGCAGCCCCACCCCGGCACCGUUGUCACGGCGUUGUACCGUGUGCAGAUAUCACAUUGAGACAAAGCUUCUCUGACAUUAAAAUGGCUGAGUCUC